AAGAAUUGUUGUGUUUUCAUUAGCUCAGAAUGAGGCCUUCAUCAAUUCUUCCAAGGAGCCAGCCAUGUUUGCCAUUCUACAGUAGCCCAGAACGGACAAACCAAACACCGGCUCUAGAGAGGGCCUUUUGUGUUUUUACAUAACCUGAAAGCCACCGUAGGUUUUACUACACACUUGGAAAGGGAGGGCUGAGGGAAAGGGUAUACAGUUGGUUACAAUUUACAAUCUGCAACCUCACCGCUAGUUCCAACAAAAUCCUACACACUGGUCCUUUAACACAUGCUGCUUUUAAUCAUUCUUAUUUCAUAGAAAUCCUCUCCUUAUGAUCUUUCUCAACAUGCGGGUGAGAGCACGCUUAGUGUCCCCUGUACUAAUGAAACCACAUCUCAAAGUUCCACUCCCCGAGAUAUUAAGUACACUUUCGGUCCCUGGAUUAGAGGGCUUGGCUUUUAAGGAUUUCAUAGAUGAGCUGUGUUUUUGCAUAAUUAGAAGAAAGUGAGAGGAAGGGCAGAAGGACUACAGUAAUGGCGAGAGAAAGUAAAAGGGGAAGGAGAGUGAGAGGUUAAGGAUUGUUGAUGGGAAAGGUUGAUGUAUUUACACUCCUCACCGAGGACAAUCACGUAACCUUCAAGUGAAAUGAGCAUGCGGCAGGAGCAGAUUCCACCCUACACAAAUACUGCACAAGCAUAAUGCAUGCUCAUGCAUACAUGCAUACACACUCACACAUGCACACACACACACACACACACUCACAUCCCCCUGACACGUGUGGGUUCACCUGACAUUCCAGUGGGAACACACUGUUCCACGGAGAUAAUGACCACCAGGAGUACAGAGAGGGUCAGUGGAUGAAUUGUGGAAAAAGCAGAGUCAGUGUUAAAUUUGUUUUUUUGCUCAAUAAAUUCAGUUUUUAUCAAUUUCCGGUUAGCAUACCCCCCCAGAGAAUACAUUUGCCUUUGAGUGUCCUUGCUUGAUCAACGGCAAAUACCCCCUCAGAUGUGACCACAUUCCCACGCUCCACUGUUCACGGAGCGAGGAUUAGUCGUCCUCAGCCACUUGACUGCACUAUAGAGGACAAUGGAUUGGAACAGAGAGCUUUCCUGAGGAAGGACAGGAUUGGUCAGAGCUUCUCCUUACCGAAGCUCACGUAACAACUCUUCAGCCAGCAAUCACUCUUCCUGGGGAUCGCAAGGACACCUCCUGAACUCAGCUCAUUCCUCAACCUGCCACACAGACAGUGUGGACUGAGGCCAGGCACUGUAGAAAUGGAGCGAAACAUAGGGAUGCACACCCAAGAGGCCGAGCGAGAAGUGUGCUUCUGAACGUUAUGCCUGUUCUUCUAAAAGAGAAGAGCUGUGGGAAACUGUAGAAAAUCCAAAGCUCCGAAGAACACAGACUUCCACAGUAUGACCCGCUGCUUUCCCACGUAUGGUGACAGGGGCUGAACUCGGCCACACAUUGCUGUAUGUGUGUGUGUGCCUGUGUGCGAGUGUAUGUGUGUAUCACACAGUGUUGAGGAGGUUUUAACUUCAGCAGGGAGUGUCUGGCCUCCCCUCCAGUCCAGAGGGAGGUGGUAGUGUGUGCCCUUUGUGUUCCGGAUGCAGAACAUCCUCGAUCAAAACCUAGACAUGGCUACGGCUUUACUCGCCGGCGAGAAGCUGAAGGAGCUGAUCCUGCCCGGCUCCUCUCAGGAUGAGAGGGGCGGGUUACUGGCUGGCCUCAUGGUGCAGCUCAAACUGGAGCUGCCCUUUGAUCGUGUUGUCACUAUAGGGACGGUCAUCAUCCCCAUCCUGCUGGUCACCCUAGUCUUCACGAGGAACUUUGCAGAGGAGUCCAUAUACUGUUACACACCACACAACUUCACCAGAGAUCAGGCGCUGUAUGCAAGAGGCUACUGCUGGACAGAGCUGCGGGACGCUGCACCUGGUCUGGAGUCUCACCUUUGGCCUUCAUUAUUUGAACACAAGUUCCUACCCUAUGCCCUGCUGGCCUUUGCUGGAAUCAUGUACAUUCCUGCUUUGGGCUGGGAGUUCCUUGCCUCUACACGGCUCACUUCAGAGCUCAAUUUCUUGCUUCAAGAGAUUGAUAACUGCUAUCAUCGAGCCGCUGAGGGCAGAGCCCCAAAGAUCGAGAAGCAGAUCCAAUCCAAAGGACCUGGCAUAACUGAGCGAGAGAGGAGGGAGAUCAUAGAGAACGCAGAGAAGGAGAAAAGCCCAGAGCAGAACCUGUUUGAGAAAUAUUUGGAGAGACGAGGCCAAAGUAACUUUCUGGCUAAGCUUUACCUGGGACGCCACCUGGCUAUUGUCUGCCUCAGUUCCAUCCCCAUUUCCUACCUGAGCGCCUACUAUGCCCGCCAGAGGCAGAAUGAGUUCACCUGUGCGCUGGGUGAGCCACCAGACACUAGCAGCUAUCAAGAGCUGAAGCUCAGGGUCAACUGUAAGCUGCCUGCUGUGCAGCUGCAGCGCAUCAUGGCAGCAGUAGAUAUCGCUCUGCUCUGCACCAUGAACCUCAUCAUCCUGAUUAAUUUGCUGCACUUGUUUGUGGUGCGCAAGUCCAACUUUGUAUUUGACAAACUACACAAAGUUGGUAUUAAAACGCGGCGACGCUGGCAGAAGUCUCAGUUCUGCGACAUCAACAUCCUGGCUAUGUUCUGCAACGAGAACAGGGACCACAUCAAGUCGCUCAACCGGCUGGACUUCAUCACCAAUGAGAGUGACCUCAUGUAUGACAAUGUGGUCAGGCAGCUGCUGGCUGCGCUUGCACAGUCCAAUCAUGACGCUACACCCACUGUGAGGGACUCUGGGAUACAAACAAUUGAUGCCCACAUGGACCCCUCUGAUCUUGGAGUGGGCGAGAUGGCUGGGGAGCCGCUGGUCAUCAAACGGCCCCGCAAGAAGAUGAAAUGGAUCCCAAGCUCAAAUCCUCUUCCUCAGCCGUUUAAGGAACCUCUUACCCAGACACGUGUGGAAAAUAACGCCAAGCCUGAAAAACCCAAACCAGUCAGACGAAAGGCACUAGCAGACAGCUUCACCGCACCACUUCUGGAUACCAAGAGCACACAAUAUCCUGCAAUAAAAAAUUUGAGUGGGAUGGAGAAAAAGCACACUCGCAACUUCUCUCUGGACGUCCACCCAUACAUGCUGACCAUUCGUAAGCCCAAGGUGGAGGCCACAACCGCAGAGCCUCUUCCCUCAAAGCACAACAUGGAUACAGUGUACCUCGAAGGCACACACACUGUCGUUCAUGUGUCUGGUGCCAUUACAGAAACUAAGAUUUGCUCUCCACAAUCCACCAACACUGCCUUUUCUACGGUGACCCUGCCCACCACUACUUACGUGAAUGGUGUGAGCCCUAACCCUCCUUCCAGUGAGGACGCACUCAGUCCCAAGUCCUCUCCUCCUCCUCCUCCUUCUCCAAGGGAGCCUCCUACCCAGACGGAAAACCCUGAGCGUCAGCCACCACCCCUGACCAGAGCCCCUACACACCAGCUGCUGAGUAUACAUCACACUCUUUUUGAGGAAGAAGAGGAUGAAGAACACCGCAGGGACAGACUGGCAGAGAGACCCGGGGAGCUCAUCGCUGCUGGGGAAUGUUAAAGGAAGAGAAGAAGAGGGACGCCAACCGAGAUUUCUUCUCCCUGACACUACACUCACAUGACCACCAUGUCGAUCACCUUCUAUCAACAGCCACCUCUGCUCUUUAAAUGAACUCACACACUUCUGUGAUGGGUGGAUUGGACAGUGAGGACAUGACAUGGAACUCUAGUAGUCGUAAAAGGCUAAAUGGCUGAACUUUUAGAUGGGAAAAUUAAGGAUAAGACAAACGUUUGUGUAUUUCAUAAUGUUGACAAGAGCAUUGCUGUCGGAAAUGAUGUCACAUUCAUGUCUCAGGAUGACUGUGUACAGCUAAACACCCUCCAAUGAAACCAGCAGUGAUUUAAUUCAACAGGGUGCUACAGUGCAGGGUCAUACAGCUAUAUGAAGAAGGCUUGAAAAGAAAAGAUGAGCAGCAAUGAAAGAUCAGUGAGCUUUCCAAAA
Molecule: messenger RNA, 4037 nt
Organism: Sander lucioperca (pikeperch)
Lineage: Eukaryota; Metazoa; Chordata; Actinopteri; Perciformes; Percidae
Gene: panx2
Product: pannexin 2
Exons: 6
Coding region: 1599-3596 (665 amino acids)
Biological process (GO): positive regulation of interleukin-1 production; monoatomic cation transport
Molecular function (GO): channel activity
Source: RefSeq, a predicted model, not a curated record